This is a messenger RNA of Oncorhynchus kisutch (coho salmon), 10895 nucleotides long. RefSeq names its product myosin VAa (gene myo5aa). Gene Ontology annotation, cellular component: actin cytoskeleton; cytoplasm; membrane. The transcript has 41 exons. The record is from RefSeq and is a predicted model, not a curated record. Gene Ontology annotation, biological process: actin filament organization. NCBI's taxonomy places the organism in Eukaryota, Metazoa, Chordata, Actinopteri, Salmoniformes, Salmonidae. Gene Ontology annotation, molecular function: ATP binding; actin filament binding; microfilament motor activity.
UUUUAUCCAUCAUCAAUUCCCACAAUGCUCCGAGAGAUGCCAAAAUAUUGAGGUUUUCUAGGUAUGAUGGCGCUAGGUGUUGUACACUAAAAAGAGAGUAACCUAAAACCUGGAGGGACUUUUAUUAACUGCGAGGAAAAAACGGAGCGGCGAACUACUGAUGUUCAAAUCUAGCUGCUGAGAUUCAUGGAAAAAGGACACGACAGCUCCACCAGUAUGGCAGCGUCAGAGCUGUACACAAAGUUUGCUCGGGUGUGGAUCCCUGAUGCAGAUGAGGUGUGGAAGUCAGCAGAGCUCACUAAGAACUACAAACAUGGAGAUUCCACCCUACACCUCACACUGGAGGAUGGAAUGGACAUUGAGCACAAGCUGGAUGAUAAAACAAAGAACCUUCCUCACCUCCGGAACCCUGACAUCCUGGUGGGGGAGAAUGACCUCACAGCUCUUAGCUACCUCCACGAGCCGGCCGUCCUGCACAACCUUAAAGUCCGCUUCACCGACUCCAAACUCAUCUACACAUACUGUGGUAUUGUGCUGGUGGCCAUUAAUCCCUAUGAGAACCUUCCCAUCUACGGUAGUGACAUCAUCAAUGCGUACAGUGGCCAGAACAUGGGAGACAUGGACCCUCACAUCUUCGCUGUGGCUGAGGAGGCUUACAAACAGAUGGCCAGAGAUGAGAGGAACCAGUCUAUAAUCGUAAGCGGUGAGUCGGGAGCAGGGAAGACUGUCUCAGCUAAAUACGCCAUGCGCUACUUUGCUACAGUCAGUGGAGCAGCCACAGAGGCCAACGUAGAGGAGAAGGUCCUCGCAUCCAACCCCAUCAUGGAGGCGAUAGGAAACGCUAAGACGACUCGUAACGACAACAGCAGUCGUUUUGGGAAGUACAUUGAGAUCGGCUUCGACAAACGCUACCGUAUCAUUGGAGCUAACAUGAGGACAUAUCUACUGGAGAAGUCUAGAGUGGUGUUUCAGGCGGACGAGGAGAGGAACUAUCAUAUCUUCUACCAGCUGUGUGCGUCCUCCCAUCUACCAGAGUUCAAGAAUCUGAAGCUAGGUAGUGCUGAUGUCUUCCACUGCACCAAUCAGGGCCGGAACCCGGUCAUCGAUGGAGUCGACGAUGCUAAAGAGAUGUGCACAACACAACAUGCCUUCUCACUGCUAGGCAUCAACGAGUUGAACCAGAAGGGGCUGUUCCAGGUCCUGGCUGCCAUCUUACAUCUGGGCAACGUGGAGAUCAAGGACCGAGACUCUGACAGCAGCAUCAUACCUCCCAAUAACCGCCACCUGACGGUGUUCUGUGAGCUGAUGGGCGUGACCUACCAGGACAUGUCUCAUUGGCUGUGCCACAAGAAGCUGAAGACAGCCCAGGAGACCUACAUCAAGCCCAUCCCUCGGCUGCAAGCCUCCAAUGCCCGCGACGCGCUCGCCAAACACAUCUACGCCAAAGUCUUCAACUGGAUCGUGGACCAUGUCAACAAAUCUCUACGCGCCACCGUCAAACAGCACUCCUUCAUAGGAGUCCUGGAUAUCUAUGGGUUUGAGACGUUUGAGAUCAACAGUUUUGAACAGUUCUGUAUCAACUAUGCUAACGAGAAACUGCAACAGCAGUUUAACAUGCAUGUGUUCAAGCUGGAGCAGGAGGAGUAUUUGAAGGAGCAGAUUCCCUGGACUCUGAUAGACUUCUAUGAUAACCAGCCAUGUAUCAACCUCAUAGAGGCCAAGAUGGGGGUCCUCGACCUGCUGGACGAAGAGUGCAAGAUGCCUAAAGGUUCAGAUGACUCGUGGGCCCAGAAGCUGUAUAACACCCAUCUGAAGACCUGCUCUCUGUUUGAGAAACCUCGCAUGUCCAACAAAGCCUUCAUCAUACAGCACUUCGCUGACAAGGUGCAGUACCAGUGUGAUGGUUUUCUGGAGAAGAACAAGGACACAGUGAAUGAAGAGCAGAUCAAUGUCCUGAAGGCCAGCAAGUUGGACCUGCUAGUGGAGCUGUUUCAGGAUGAGGAGAAAGUGACCAGUCCAACAGGGACCGCUCCAGGAGGUCGAACACGACUCAGCGUCAAACCAAAAGAGGUCAGAUCUGGAGCAAGCAGCAAGGAGCACAAGAAGACUGUUGGCUGCCAGUUCCGGAACUCUCUGGCUAUGUUGAUGGAGACUCUGAAUGCGACCACUCCUCACUAUGUUCGCUGCAUCAAGCCCAACGACCUCAAGUUCCCCUUCACGUUUGACCCUAAGCGAGCGGUGCAGCAGCUCAGAGCCUGUGGUGUUCUGGAGACCAUCCGCAUCUCAGCUGCAGGCUUCCCAUCCAGAUGGACCUACCAGGAGUUCUUCAGUCGUUACCGGGUUCUGAUGAAGCAGAAGGACGUCCUGUCGGACAGGAGGCUGACCUGUAGGAACGUCCUGGAGAAACUGGUGCAGGACCAGGACAAGUACCAGUUUGGUAAGACUAAGAUCUUCUUCAGGGCUGGUCAAGUUGCCUACCUGGAGAAGCUGAGGGCUGAUAAGCUGAGGAAGGCGUGCGUCCGUAUCCAGAAGACCAUCCGCUGCUGGCUGGUACGCAAGAAGUACCUCCGAAAGAAGCAUGCUGCCAUCACCAUCCAGAGAUACACCCGCGGACACCAGGCCCGCUGUCUGGUUAAGUACAUGCGUCAGACCCUGGCAGCCAUCACUAUCCAGAAGUUUCAGAGGAUGUGUGUCCAGAGGAAAGUGUACCUACAGAAGCAGGCUGCUGCCCUGGUCAUGCAGACUAUUCUCAGAGCGUACAUGGCCCGACAGAAAUACCAAGGGUUGCUGCGUAACCACAAAGCUGUGUUCAUCCAGAAACACGUGCGUGGCUGGCUGGCCAGACAGCGGUACAAGCGCUCCCUACGAGCCAUCGUCUAUCUGCAGUGCUGCAUCAGGAGGCUGAAGGCCAAGAAAGAGCUGAAGAAGCUGAAAAUCGAGGCCCGCUCCGUUGAACAUUUCAAGAAACUUAACGUUGGCAUGGAGAAUAAGAUCAUGCAGCUGCAGAGGAAGUUAGACGAACAGGCUAAAGACAACCGUGUGACUAGCGAGCGGCUGAACUGUCUGGAGACGUCCCACGCGGUGGAGAGUGAGAAGCUGAAGGUAGAGGUGUCUAAGCUGAAGGGGAUAGAAGAGGAAGCCAAGAACAACGCCAACCGUGUCACUUCCCUUCUGGAGCAGCUGGAGAGGCUGAGGAAGGAGCUGACCACCACCCAGAAAGAGAAGAAGACCAUUGAGGACUGGGCUACCAAGUACAGGGAUGAGAUGGAAAAGAUGGUAGCAGAGCUGAAGCAGCAGAAUGGUCUGCUGAAGACCGAGAAAGACGACCUGAACCGAAUGAUCAAGGAACAGAGCCAGCAGAUGACAGAGAAAAUGACUCGUGCAUUAGCGGAGGAGACUCAGCAGUUGGAGAGCGAUCUGAACGAGGAGAGGUCUCGCUACCAGAACCUCCUAACAGAACACCUGAGACUGGAGGAACGCUACGACGACCUCAAGGAAGAAAUCACUCUCUCUGUGAGCGUGCCCAAGCCCGGCCACAGGAGAACAGACUCCACCCACAGCAGCAACGGAUCAGAGUGCACCUACAACUCAGAGUUCGCCGAAUCAGAAGAAAGUUCCCGACAUGGAGAAGAUGUGACCCGGGGCAUGGACACGUCUCUGACUCUGAAGCUGCAGAAGCGCGUAACCGAGCUGGAGCAGGAGAAAUCCUCUCUCCGCAACGAGCUAGAGAACAAGGAGGAGCAGUUCCAGCGGGCUAGAGUCAGGGAUGAUGAGGAGCAUAAGAAAUCACGUGGAGCAGAACUGGAGUACGAGUCUCUCAAGCGCCAGGAGCUGGAUUCCGAGAACAAGAAGUUGAAGCACGACCUAACCGCCAUGAGGCAGAGCCUGCUGGGUAAUGCAGGUGCUGGGGCAGGGGCACCAGGAAGUCCACCCUACAAAGUUCUCAUGGACCAACUGAACUCCUCGUGCGAGGAGCUGGAGGUGCGGAAAGAGGAGGUGCUGAUUCUACGAUCUCAACUGGUCUCACAGAAGGAGGCCAUGCAGCACAAGGAGACGAUGACAGAGCCAGUGCACUAUGCAGAGGAUGUCCAUAAGAUGAAGGACUCUGGUGCAAUCACUCAGGCUUAUCUAGGACUCAAAGAGACCAACAGAUCUCCCAGGUUCUUGCGUAAACCACUAGAAGCCAAUGAGCUCCUAAAUCGGCUCAGACUGUUGGAGGGCCAGAUGCAGCAGCAGCGGCGUAGCUAUGACAACGAGGUGGAGGUGUUGCGAGGGGAGUUACAGAGUGUUAAAGAGGAGAAUAACCGUCAACAACAGCUGCUGGCCCAGAACCUGCAGCUCCCACCAGAGGCACGCAUAGAGGCUAGUCUACAGCAUGAGAUCACACGACUCACCAACGAAAACCUGGAGAUGCUGAGGACUGAGGAUCCAACAGCAUAUCGCAGCGCCAAAGUCACCAUAUUACGACGGAUGGUUGACCUCAUGGAACAGCUGGAGAAGCAGGAUAAAACUAUCCGUAAGCUUAAGAAACAGCUGAAGGUGUUCUCGAAGAAGAUUGGAGAAAUGGGAGCUGGCCAUGUUGAGACUAUAUCUCCGGGUCAGAUGGUUGAAGAGACGGUCCGUCCGGUGAACAUUCCUCGUCGCGAGAAAGAACUUCCAGGGAAUGUGGAGUACAAGAAGGAGGAGAGCUGAAACUGUCAAUUAUCUGUAACAGAGUUGAAGCCUCGUGGUGUAGCGGUGAAUCUGAUCCCAGGCCUGCCAGCCUACAUCCUCUUCAUGUGUCUAAGGCAUGCUGACUAUGUCAACGAUGACCAGAAGGUCAGGACGCUGCUCACAUCCACCAUCAACAGCAUCAAGAAGAUACUCAAGAAACGGGGGGAUGACUUUGAGACGGUCUCCUUCUGGCUGUCCAACACCUGCCGCUUCCUACACUGUCUGAAACAGUACAGCGGAGAUGAGUCGUUUAUGAAGCACAACACUCCUAAGCAGAAUGAUCACUGCCUGUCUAACUUUGACCUGGCUGAGUACCGGCAGGUCCUCAGUGACCUGGCCAUUCAGAUCUACCAGCAGCUCAUCAAAUGCAUGGAGAACAUCCUACAGCCCAUGAUUGUCUCUGGUAUGUUGGAGCAUGAGACCAUCCAGGGUGUGUCGGGGGUUAAGCCGACCGGUCUGCGUAAACGGACAUCGAGCAUCGCUGACGAGGGAACCUACACGCUGGAAUCCAUCUUACGCCAGCUCAGCGCUUUCCACUCCACCAUGUGUCAGCACGGCACCGACCCUGAACUCAUCAAACAGGUUGUGAAGCAGCAGUUCUACAUCAUUGGAGCUGUGACUCUCAACAAUCUACUGCUGCGUAAAGACAUGUGCUCCUGGAGCAAAGGCAUGCAGAUCAGGUAUAACGUGAGUCAGCUGGAGGAGUGGCUGCGUGACAAGUCUCUGAUGCUGUGUGGAGCCAAGGAGACUCUGGAGCCUCUGAUUCAGGCUGCUCAGCUGCUGCAAGUCAAGAAGAAGACGGACGAAGACGCCGAGGCCAUCUGCUCCAUGUGCAACAGCCUGUCCACAUCUCAGAUUGUGAAGGUGUUGAACCUGUACACUCCAGUCAACGAGUUUGAAGAGAGGGUGUCUGUUACCUUCAUACGAACCAUACAGACUCGUUUGCGGGACCGCUGUGAGACUCCUCAGCUGUUGAUGGACACUAAGAUAAUCUACCCAGUCACCUUCCCUUUCAAUCCCUCCUCUCUGGCCCUGGAGACUAUCCAAAUAACAGGCUCCCUCAACCUAGCCUUCCUUACCCGCGUCUAACACACACACACACACAUACACAACUAAUUAGAUAGGCUAUACAUAUGUACACAUGCAUACACAAACCAUUAUCUUCCUAACACAUCCAAACACUUACAUACAGUGCACACACACAUACACACGCUCAGCUUCCACCCUACGGUAGUCUUUAUAUCAGUAGUUGAAAGCCCAUCCUCCUCCGCGUGUACAAAUGCUCAACUCUAAGAGAAUGCACCGCUACAGGCCACCUUUUCUCCUAUCUUACCCCCUUUUACUAAGCUACACUCCCCACCUACAACCCCAUUUAAGACCUAGUACCGUGUUCCCCCAGUCCUCUUUUCUCCUCUUUGUUCUCUUCUCAAUAGUGUAGUGUUUUCUAGCAGUCCGGUUCUCCCAUAGGAAUGUAUUACAGUACACUUAAGCUAGCUGUCCAGGGCUAGCAUCACAGCUAGCUAGCGCCUUCAGCUAAGCUCAGCUAGCAUCUGUUGUGUUAUGAUAGGAUGCUAGCGCUUCCACAGUUAUCUAGCUAGCAUCAGUUUUGAGUACAUCGUUAUCAACUCACCCACUGAACACAUUCAAGCCAAGUGCAGUACCCAUUGUCUGUACCAUACUUUUAUACAUAUAUAAAUACAUAUUAAUAUAUAUAUAUAUAUAUAUAUCACACUAGGGUGUUUUAUUUAUUGCAUUUAUCUCACUCCCUUUCCUAAAAUACGUUUUUCUUUGCAGACAGAAAACAUGGAUACCAUAGACUUGUAGGCUUAUCUCUCCAGCUUUCCAGACCGGAGAGAAGUAUGGCCAUGGAAAGACCACUAGAGUCCUGUAGUAUUAGAAUUAUGUCUAUAGCAGGUGAUCUAUGCAGUCUCAUUUAAUUAGCACUAUUUAAUGUAGCUUUUUAUUUAUUGAGCUCAUGAUGUAUUGUGCUUUAAGAUCUCUCUGCCGUAGCUUUGUCCUGCUUUAACCUGCUUCUCUAGUAGAUCUGCACUUUAGCACCACUGCACCAGACGUUGAAAUAGAGGAUUAGACUGGACCAGAGGUUGAAAUAGAGGAUUAGACUGGACCAGAGGUUGAAAUAGAGGAUUAGACUGGACCAGAGGUUGAAAUAGAGGAUUAGACUGGACCAGAGGUUGAAAUAGAGGAUUCGACUAGACCAGAGGUUGAAAUAGAGGAUUAGACUGGAACAGAGGUUGAAAUAGAGGAUUAGACUGGAACAGAGGUUGAAAUAGAGGAUUAGACUGGAACAGAGGUUGAAAUAGAGGAUUAGACUGGAACAGAGGUUGAAAUAGAGGAUUAGACUGGAACAGGGGUUGAAAUAGAGGAUUAGACUGGAACAGGGGUUGAAAUAGAGGAUUAGACUGGAACAGGGGUUGAAAUAGAGGAUUAGACUGGAACAGAGGUUGAAAUAGAGGAUUAGACUGGAACAGAGGUUGAAAUAGAGGAUUAGACUGGAACAGAGGUUGAAAUAGAGGAUUAGACUGGAACAGAUGUUGAAAUAGAGGAUUAGACUGGAACAGAUGUUGAAAUAGAGGAUUAGACUGGAACAGAGGUUUAAAUAGAUAGAGGAUUAGACUGGAACAGAGGUUGAAAUAGAGGAUUAGACUGGAACAGAUGUUGAAAUAGAGGAUUAGACUGGAACAGAGGUUUAAAUAGAUAGAGGAUUAGACUUGCAGUAGUUGGCUAGACUGGACGAGUAGUUUAGAUGGGUAUGGGUAUAAAACUAUCAGGUUUAGACGGCUUCAGCUACUGUACUUGCUUCUCCACUUGAACUAAGUAGUUUGGUUUCAAAACCCCUACAGAGGACUCACUAACUCUCACACACACUAGUGACUGUUGUUAAACAGAAGCACGCUGGAUCCUACAUAUCCACUACCACAGCGUUUCCCAAAACUAUUGGUCCCGGCCCCAUAUGGGGUCGCCUGAUUUUUAAAAAUGGGGUCGAAAAAAAAUACAAUAAAACCGUUCUUUGUUCAUAGAACCAGGGUUACGUCGGUAACCUCCGGUAGCCUCUAGAUACAGUUGUAAUAAACAGAGCGGUUUCUUUUUUUUUCCUACAAAUGUGGCUCUAUCUUUUAAAAGAAACAACAUAUUAUUUUUUUGAUUUAUUUAACUAGGUAAGUCAAUUAUGAACAAAUUCUUAUUUUCAAUGAUGGCCUAGGAACAGUGGGUUAACUGCCUGUUCAGGGGCAGAGAGACAGAUUUGUACCUUGUCAGCUCGGGGGUUUGAACUUGCAACCUUCCGGUUACUAGUCCAACGCUCUAACCACUAGGCUACCCUAUGACCCCAUCACUGAAAAAUCAGACUCUCAGGAACACGGAUGUGUCUUCUGUUUCCUUCUACAAUGGCCACAAGCCUCAUUAGAACAGAGUGGACAAGACCAGGAACUAAAUCAGCUAAAACAAUAAGUUUACAUUAGCGUUGAUUUCAUCACUUUUUUUCUACAUGGUGGAGUCGUGAUGUUUUAUUAUAUCAAAAUGGGGCUGCAGACCAAACAGUUGGAACUCCUGCAGUACCAACUACUACAUAUCUACAUGUCCUCACCCCACCACUCUGUCUGCUCCACUCUGUACAUUAUGAUGGACAAGAUCUAUAGGUAUUCCUUUCAGUAUUAUAGCCUUGGAAAGGAGGUUGUGUGUUACUAAACCUGGUUACCACUGAGCCAGUCUGUUUUACUGUAGUUGCUCUCAUAAUCCAUCGCAUUUAGACUCAAUAUCAACCAUGUCUUGAAUGUUUUCCCCUACAACCUGUAUGAUAAUGCUGCCUUGCCAGCUUUACUCCAGAAACUAAAUCACUUCUUUGUAGACAAACUAUUACAUGCCCUGGCUACAGUCUCUACCCUACCCUACUCUAACUCUUACCCCCUUCUUUCAUUCCCUACUAACCUACUCUAACAACUCCUUCACUGUCUCCCCAACCCCUUCUUCACUGUGUCCCAACAUCAGCCAAGUCUGUUUUCAUGGCUCGACUUUUAGAGAAAGCAGCCCUGUUGUUACUCAGCAUCAGAUAGUGACCAGGAGAGGGCGACAUUGGACACUAGGUCACAUGACUGUGGCUUCUCUAAAACCAGACCUUCUGCCAGAUGUUCUAUAGAAUGAAAGAAGAUAUAGUAACAUUCUAUUCACUACCACUAAGGCCCUUCUAACCUCUCUGACUGGUUAACCGCUGAGGGACAGAAAGGAUAGAACUACAUUUCUCAUCAUCGUUGCCUCUCUUCCUUACUUGUGCCAUCAGUGUUCACCCAUACCGUAACUGCUCAUCAACCAUCAACUUUAUUUAACCAUCAACCUUAUUGUUUAAUCUUCAACCUUAUUAUUAACUGUGACCUUUAUUUGCCUACCAACCCUGACCCUUUGAAUUUUGUUCCCUGGCCUAUAGAGAGACACGCGACUCAGAAAAACAUAUUAUUAUUAUUACUAUCAUUGAUGUAGGAGUCAAGUUCAUGUUUAAACUUGUUUUGUGGUGCAAUUUCAUUAAUAAUCAUAUAUUUAUUAUUGGGACCAUCAUGAGUGUAUUGUAUAAAAAUUAAAAAUGGCCUUUUUGUUACAUUUUUGCAGCGUUGCAUUUUAAUGAAGGAUUUUUAGGAUGAAGUUUUAGGUUGUUCAACAUGUGUAUAGUGAUACCAGAUCUAAAAUGCAUAUCUGCAUCUUGGGACGAUACUGGAAUACUGCAGGUUUUACCCGUGUGAAUGUUUUAGCUGUUAUUGAUCAUACAUAUAGGAUGACUUCAUUGUUACUCAUGUUUGGGACAAAGCCUUACAUAUGAUUUUAUAAACACUCAUCUCCUGUCUUUGUCUGUGUCUGUCUGUUACACGACUACUGUUUUAAAAAGUAGCAUUAUUAUUGAAGGUUUUGACAAGUUGUCCUUAGAUCUUAUUUCAGAGGCUGGGAUGGAAGGAUUGUUUUGACAAGUUGUCCUUAGAUCUUAUUUCAGAGGCUGGGAUGGAAGGAUUGUUUUGACAAGUUGUCCUUAGAUCUUAUUUCAGAGGCUGGGAUGGAAGGAUUGUUUUGACAAGUUGUCCUUAGAUCUUAUUUCAGAGGCUGGGAUGGAAGGAUUGUUUUGACAAGUUGUCCUUAGAUCUUAUUUCAGAGGCUGGGAUGGAAGGAUUGUUUUGACAAGUUGUCCUUAGAUCUUAUUUCAGAGGCUGGGAUGGAAGGAUUGUUUUGACAAGUUGUCCUUAGAUCUUAUUUCAGAGGCUGGGAUGGAAGGAUUGUUUUGACAAGUUGUCCUUAGAUCUUAUUUCAGAGGCUGGGAUGGAAGGAUUGUUUUGACAAGUUGUCCUUAGAUCUUAUUUCAGAGGCUGGGAUGGAAGGAUUGUUUUGCUUUCUGUCUAGUUGCACUUUUUGAAAUAUUUACUGAACAAGUUGAAAAAACGCUGAUAAAGUUAGCUCUGUCUGCCCUUAACCUAUCUGAUGUGGUUUAUGCUCCUCCAGAGAGGUCAUCUAGCUGUACUCAUUUACACAGUAGAAGGCUAUAGUCUUACUGACUAUCCCAAAUGGUACCAUAUUCACUAGAUAGUGCACAGCUUUUGACCAGGGCCCAUAGGGAAUAGGGUGCCAUUUGGUAUGUACCCUUAGCCCAUUUCUAUGAUUAGCCUUCUUCAAGCAGUGUAGAUGGACCACUCUUCCCGCUCUCCCCUUCCCUUAUAGUGUCCCACUCUGUAUAUGCUGUGUGCCUCAGACAGGCUUGUUCAUGUAGACACUCUGUGGUACGACCGGUCUUCACCUCAUUUCAGAUAUACAUUUUAACAUCUCCAGAUGGUUCUUAAAAUAGAUACUUAAAAUCUCCCUUUUUAUGGUUUUGACAAUUGUGGUCAAUGCUAAAGUAUCACAUCAAGUCACGACAUCAUCACCAACCGACACAUCUCAUUGAUCUAAUGAUCUUCAGACUUCAUACAGUCCACCUGUGGUAGAGAUGCUGAACUCUGCUCUCUCCUCUCCAUCUCCUCGCUUCUAUUCACUUCUUUGUCCUCUCUCCUCCCGUGUGUACAUCGGGAGAACUGGACUGUGUGUAUAAUUCCUGGUAGCUGUACUUAGUGAAUGUGUUCACCAUUAAGAAACUUGGAAUAAGUUUAAAUUGUCAAACCCUGUAAAAGACAAAUAAAGGAAUUCAGCACUGAAAA